Molecule: messenger RNA, 3123 nt
Organism: Didymosphaeria variabile
Lineage: Eukaryota; Fungi; Ascomycota; Dothideomycetes; Pleosporales; Didymosphaeriaceae
Gene: ISM1
Product: isoleucine-tRNA ligase
Exons: 1
Coding region: 1-3123 (1040 amino acids)
Biological process (GO): isoleucyl-tRNA aminoacylation
Cellular component (GO): cytosol
Molecular function (GO): isoleucine-tRNA ligase activity; aminoacyl-tRNA deacylase activity; tRNA binding
Source: RefSeq, a predicted model, not a curated record
AUGGUAGCCCCGACGCGACUUCUACGCGCGUCAUGGUCGUCCACGCUCCGCCUCCCAAAAUCGACCUUCCCGCCACGUCCAUUGCCCGCGUCCACCGCCGAAUACCUCCGCCGAUGCACCGAUGAGCACUAUGCCUGGCAACAGAGCUCGCGCUCAGCACCCGACACCGAUGGAGAAAAGCCUGCCGCGUUCACGCUACAUGAUGGGCCACCAUACGCCAAUGGACCGCUGCACGUCGGUCAUGCGCUGAACAAGAUCACGAAAGACCUCAUCUGUCGGUUCCAAGUCGGCCAAGGCAAGAAAGUGAGCUACAUCCCGGGCUGGGACUGCCACGGUCUCCCUAUUGAGAUCAAGGCGCUGCAGGCGCAGAAGAAAGAUCUUGCGCAGACGGAUCCUGUAAGCGUGCGGGAGGCGGCGACACAGUUGGCUACAGAGACGGUAGAGAAGCAGAUGAAGGGUUUCAAGGAAUGGGCUGUUAUGGGCGAUUGGGACAAUGCCUACAAGACGAUGGAGAAGGGCUUCGAAAUCCGGCAGUUGGAGGUGUUCAAGAAAAUGUUCGAGGCUGGCCUGAUCUAUCGCCAGUUCAAGCCCGUGUACUGGUCGCCGUCAUCGCGCACUGCACUCGCGGAGGCAGAGCUGGAGUACGAUGAGAACCACAAGUCGUUGGCGGCUUUCGUACGGUUCCCGGUUCAUGUGACGAAGGAGUUGCAGGAGGGCGCCCUCUCGGGCAUUACUGAUCCGGUCAGCGUGGUCAUUUGGACGACGACACCUUGGACUCUCCCUGCGAACCGAGCUAUCGCGGUGCACAACGACAUGCUGUACAGUGUCGUUCAGGAUCCUGAGAACAACAAUGAGAAGGUUAUCAUCGCAACGUCUCGUGUGGAGGAAUACCAGAAGAUGCUUGGUCGUAGUUUGGAAGUUGUUCUCGCUGAAUUGCGUGGGUCAGAUCUAGGGGGCCAGCUUAGCUACGAAAACCCCUUUCAGAAGGCGAAUGGACUGCAGCCGGUUCUUCAUGCGGACUUUGUAACGGACUCCUCUGGGACUGGACUUGUUCAUGUGGCUCCGGGACAUGGUAUGGAGGACUACCACGCCUGUAGCGCACUUGGUAUCGAAGCAUUUGCUCCUGUGGAUGACGCUGGGGCAUUUACGAAAGAAGCUUUUCCUGAGCAACCUGAGCUCCUCGAAGGCUUAGCUGUUUCAAACAUCAAGAAGACUGGUAGCAAUGCUGUUCUCAACUACUUAGACAAGCAAGGUCUGUUGAGAGCGAAGCACAAUUAUCGCCAUAAGUAUCCCAUCGAUUGGAGAACGAAGCAACCAGUCAUUGUGCGAGCAACAGCGCAGUGGUUUGCUAACGUCGACAACAUCAAAGUUGGUGCUAUGACUGCCAUUCAAGACGUCAACUUCAUGCCUGAAACCGGUCGUUCUCGGUUGGAAAGCUUCAUCCAAGGGCGUAGCCAAUGGUGCAUCUCGCGUCAGCGCGCUUGGGGCGUUCCGAUUCCUGCUCUCUACAGAGUUCUCGAAGACGGUCAAUUGGACGCCGCUAUGGACGCAGAGACGAUCCAGCAUAUCAUCAGUGUCAUUGAAGAGCGCGGUAUUAGUGCCUGGUGGACAGAUGCUCAAGACGACCCCGCGUGGAAGCCUCAGCACCUCAAUGGGUCCUAUGUGCGCGGGAGGGACACAAUGGAUGUGUGGUUCGAUAGCGGAACUUCAUGGACAAUGCUUCCUUCUCGAAAUGAUCGGCCUGUCGCUGAUGUGUAUUUCGAAGGCACUGACCAGCAUCGCGGAUGGUUUCAGUCAUCUCUUCUCACACAUGUUGCCACUCAGCCUUUCGAGAGUGGUGCGGCCAAAGCGCCUUACAAGACUCUCAUCACGCAUGGUUUCACGCUCGAUUCAGAUGGUCGAAAGAUGAGCAAGAGUUUGGGUAACGUCAUCGAACCUGCCCAGAUCAUGUCCGGCGAGCUGUUACCUCCAGUCAAGCGGAAGAAACAGAAAGGUGUCAAGGAAGCGGAAUCCAAGGGCGCGGCUCCCACGUACGAUGCUAUGGGAACUGAUGCACUGAGGCUCUGGGUCGCCAGUAGCGACUACAUGAGAGAUGUCACUAUUGGCCAGCCUGUCCUCAUGUCUGUCAACCAAGCUCUACAUAAGUACAGAGUCACCUUCAAGUGGCUUCUCGGCGUGCUGUCUCUGCCAUCCUGUCCACCUCUCUACAGCUCUUUCGGUGAUGUUCGCAACAAGCUCGUUGGACAACAUGAUCUCGGAGCCUCGCAAGCACCACUCCAGAGCCUCGUGGACAGGCUCGCAGUGCAUCGUCUCACCAGAGUAAGCCACGACGUCCACAACUACUACACCAAAUACGAGUUUUUCAAAGGCGUCAAUCUGAUCAACAAAUACAUCACCAACGAUCUCUCUGCCUUCUACUUUGAGACGCUCAAAGACCGCAUCUACACAGGCCGUAGAGCAGACUGCCAGGAACUGCAAAAAGUGAUAGGCCUCAUCUUCUACGAGCUGCUUCAGAUGCUCGCACCUGUCUGCCCACUGCUCGUCGAGGAGGUCUGGGACUACGCGCCCGAUGCGCUCAAGAAGAACAGUAUACACCCCGCCCGAGCGGUUUGGAUACCACUGCCACGCGCAAAGCCAGAAACCCAGAAUUUCCUGACCGAAACGCAAAUAUACAUCGAUCGUAUCAACACAGCUGUAAAGGCAGCGCAAGAGCGCCUUCGCGCCAACAAGAAGCUCGGUUCUUCGCUCGAGUCCGCCGUUGCCAUUCAUUCUGGCGAGGGGCAAUCCUGCCUGUGGUUCGAGAGCCACUUCUCUAAAGCUGUGGGCGGGACUGAGCCGAAUGCUUCGACGGAACACUUGAGUCCUACCCAACGCAAUGAGCUGGCGGGCUUGUUCGUUGUCAGCGGCGUCGAAAUGGGUUGGAGCGCUGAGAAGAGAACAAAGUCCGCGAAAAUGUACGCGGAAGAAGAGGUCUUCGUAGCUGAUGAAGAGAAGGGAUGGAAUGGGACCGUGGUUGUGCAUCAGGCGCUAGCGGAGAAGUGUCCAAGGUGUUGGCGGUAUCAGAAAAAGGAAGAAGAAGAGCUGUGUGGAAGGUGUGAGGAGGUGGUCAAGGAGGAAGCGUAG